AUGGCUAGAACUAAUAGUGUACACCCAAAUCAUGGGUCUAUUUUGGCUAACGCCACCUUCUCCCUCCCUAGGAGAUCCUCGGCCUCUUGCCAGCUUAAUGGUCUUUGCCCCAUCAGCCUGCUCCCCUCCCUCAGGCUUUUCCCCGUGGCUUUUGAGGCGCUUGUACGCGCCGACCCGCGCGACGAACGCGCCUACCACUUCGCCCGUCGAUUCCGCUUCCGAGGGCAUUCCGCCCGUCAAUCCCGCUCCCGAGGGCAUUUCGACCCUCAAUCCCGCUCCCAAGGGUAUUCCGCCUGUCAAUCCCGCUCCCGAGGGCAUUUCGCCCGUCAGCGCAUUCAUUCGCAUCGUCACCACGCUUCCGCCCCCCUUCUGAGGGCCAUCCAACCCACCUCCCCUCGCUUCCUCCUCCUUCGGGCCAUCCAGCCUUCCUCCCCCUUCCCCCUCGCUUCCUCCUCCUUCGGGCCAUCCAGCCCUCCUCCCCCUUCCCCCUCGCUUCCUCCUCCUUCGGGCCAUCCAGCCUUCCUCCCCCUUCCCCCUCGCUUCCUCCUCCUUCGGGCCAUCCAGCCCUCCUCCCCCUUCCCCCUCGCUUCCUCCUCCUUCGGGCCAUCCAGCCCUCCUCCCCCUUCCCCCUCGCUUCCUCCUCCUUCGGGCCAUCCAGCCUUCCUCCCCCUUCCCCCUCGCUUCCUCCUCCUUCGGGCCAUCCAGCCCUCCUCCCCCUUCCCCCUCGCUUCCUCCUCCUUCGGGCCAUCCAGCCCUCCUCCCCCUUCCCCCUCGCUUCCUCCUCCUUCGGGCCAUCCAGCCCUCCUCCCCCUUCCCCCUCGCUUCCUCCUCCUUCGGGCCAUCCAGCCCUCCUCCCCCUUCCCCCUCGCUUCCUCCUCCUUCGGGCCAUCCAGCCCUCCUCCCUUCGCCGCCGCGGCUCUCCCGCUGCCACGGCCAUUUCACCGCCCUGCCAUCUCGUGGUCGCCAACGCUUCCUACCCCACCUCGUAGUGGCCUGCUCUGCCACGUCCCGCUGCCGCCGCCGUCUCCCUUCGCCACCUGCAGCCCCCCCCUCCCUGCUGGUGUGCGACCUCACCGCCACAGCACCUUCGGCUGGCUUGCUUCCUCACCUGCAGCAGCCCCCCCCUCCCUGCUGGUGUGCGACCUCACCGCCACAGCACCUUCGGCUGGCUUGCUUCCUCACCUGCAGCAGCCCCCCCUCCCUGCUGGUGUGCGACCUCACCGCCACAGCACCUUCGGCUGGCUUGCUUCCUCACCUGCAGCAGCCCCCCCUCCCUGCUGGUGUGCGACCUCACCGCCACAGCACCUUCGGCUGGCUUGCUUCCUCACCUGCAGCAGCCCCCCCCUCCCUGCUGGUGUGCGACCUCACCGCCACAGCACCUUCGGCUGGCUUGCUUCCUCACCUGCAGCAGCCCCCCCCUCCCUGCUGGUGUGCGACCUCACCGCCACAGCACCUUCGGCUGGCUUGCUUCCUCACCUGCAGCAGCCCCCCCCUCCCUGCUGGUGUGCGACCUCACCGCCACAGCACCUUCGGCUGGCUUGCUUCCUCACCUGUAGCAGCCCCCCCCUCCCUGCUGGUGUGCGACCUCACCGCCACAGCACCUUCGGCUGGCUUGCUUCCUCACCUGCAGCAGCCCCCCCUCCCUGCUGGUGUGCGACCUCACCGCCACAGCACCUUCGGCUGGCUUGCUUCCUCACCUGCAGCAGCCCCCCCCUCCCUGCUGGUGUGCGACCUCACCGCCACAGCACCUUCGGCUGGCUUGCUUCCUCACCUGCAGCAGCCCCCCCCCUCCCUGCUGGUGUGCGACCUCACCGCCACAGCACCUUCGGCUGGCUUGCUUCCUCACCUGUAGCAGCCCCCCCCUCCCUGCUGGUGUGCGACCUCACCGCCACAGCACCUUCGGCUGGCUUGCUUCCUCACCUGCAGCAGCCCCCCCUCCCUGCUGGUGUGCGACCUCACCGCCACAGCACCUUCGGCUGGCUUGCUUCCUCACCUGCAGCAGCCCCCCCCCUCCCUGCUGGUGUGCGACCUCACCGCCACAGCACCUUCGGCUGGCUUGCUUCCUCACCUGUAGCAGCCCCCCCCCUCCCUGCUGGUGUGCGACCUCACUGCCACAGCACCUUCGGCUGGCUUGCUUCCUCACCUGCAGCAGCCCCCCCUCCCUGCUGGUGUGCGACCUCACCGCCACAGCACCUUCGGCUGGCUUGCUUCCUCACCUGCAGCAGCCCCCCCUCCCUGCUGGUGUGCGACCUCACCGCCACAGCACCUUCGGCUGGCUUGCUUCCUCACCUGCAGCAGCCCCCCCCCUCCCUGCUGGUGUGCGACCUCACCGCCACAGCACCUUCGGCUGGCUUGCUUCCUCACCUGCAGCAGCCCCCCCCCUCCCUGCUGGUGUGCGACCUCACCGCCACAGCACCUUCGGCUGGCUUGCUUCCUCACCUGCAGCAGCCCCCCCCUCCCUGCUGGUGUGCGACCUCACCGCCACAGCACCUUCGGCUGGCUUGCUUCCUCACCUGCAGCAGCCCCCCCUCCCUGCUGGUGUGCGACCUCACCGCCACAGCACCUUCGGCUGGCUUGCUUCCUCACCUGCAGCAGCCCCCCCCCCUCCCUGCUGGUGUGCAACCUCACCGCCACAGCACCUUCGGCUGGCUUGCUUCCUCACCUGCAGCAGCCCCCCCCCCCUCCCUGCUGGUGUGCGACCUCACCGCCACAGCACGUUCGGCUGGCUUGCUUCCUCACCUGCAGCAGCCCCCCCCUCCCUGCUGGUGUGCGACCUCACCGCCACAGCACCUUCGGCUGGCUUGCUUCCUCACCUGCAGCAGCCCCCCCUCCCUGCUGGUGUGCGACCUCACCGCCGCAGCACCUUCGGCUGGCUUGCUUCCUCACCUGCAGCAGCCCCCCCCUCCCUGCUGGUGUGCGACCUCACCGCCACAGCACCUUCAGCUGGCAUGCCGCGUCAUUCGCCGCAUCUAUUACCGGGUGGUCAAGGGAGCAUGUGGUACAGAGGUGGUCAAGGGAGCAUGUGGUACAGAGGUGGUCAAGGGAGCAUGUGGUACAGAGGUGGUCAAGGGAGCAUGUGGUACAGAGGUGGUCAAGGGAGCAUGUGGUACAGAGGUGGUCAAGGGAGCAUGUGGUACAGAGGUGGUUAAGAGAGCAUGUGGUACAGAGGUGGUCAAGAGAGCAUGUGGAUGCACUCACCACGCACAGGUGGGGCGCCCAGGUGGCGAAUUCGCGCUGCCAGUUGCGGAGAGUGGAGAGCGGCACCACCACCAUGUGAGGGAGAAGAGAGAGGCAGCAGAUGCUACGCUGAGGAGUGGAUUGAGAACUCACCACUCGCAAGUGAGGUGCCCAGGUGUCGAAUUCACGCUGCCAGUUGCGCAGGGUGGAGAGCGGCACGACCACCAUGUGGGGGAGAGGUGUGGCCCUCUCGUCGUGCAGUGA
This is a messenger RNA of Closterium sp. Yama58-4, 3441 nucleotides long. The record is from the annotation of a GenBank genome assembly. NCBI's taxonomy places the organism in Eukaryota, Viridiplantae, Streptophyta, Zygnematophyceae, Desmidiales, Closteriaceae.